UAGAUUGCAAGAUAUGAUUGGCCACUGUAUCACAUUACUUCAGUGGACAUGGCUACAUGAAGGGGGCAAGAGGUAGCUUAAAUGACGUGAGAAGACUUUGAGAAUUUGUAACAACCUUUCAACAUGGGUGAGAAGACUUUCAAAGUUAUCCUGAGUCAAAGACGGUGAUCAAUGGCGACUAAAUUCGAACCCGAUCAUUUCGGCCUUCUAUGCCACCUGGUAACUUUCUCAGAUUGGCAUAGUCCAAAGUUUGGACGGUUUGAAUUUGAAUCAAUUGUGGAUGCUCUUCGAAAAAUACUUCCUUGGGAAACCAAUUUUAUUAUUGAGCGCAGUGGAAGUUUAGCGGAAAGACUGUAUUUACUAAGGCUGGAAGUGGCCGAGGAAAACGAAGGAAGUAGCGUUCGAUAUCGAUAUGGAACAGAUCUUGAUGUGAUGUUCCUGCCACAACUAGCUAUAAUCAAGGAAAUUACUGAGUCUGAUGAGGAAGAAAACAGUGCAGAUGAAUCAAUUAGCGAUGUUGUUGCUUUUAUUGAGAAUGCAAAAGAACCAAGGUAUGUAAAACUCCGUGUUAAUACUGCUUGCCGGUGGAGUUUACCCGAUGACGUUUUAGAAAGUGAAGGGGACUGUGUUUACGUAUCAAGCUCUAAAUUUUGCGACGUAUUUCGGAAGAACUUGAACCAAGUUCAAGAAGUUGCAAAAGCAGCUGGACCUUCCUUGUUAGUCACAGAGCAUUUGAUUCAGGAAUCCGGCAUCCGCAUGGAUAGUAUGGAUCUUGUCUUUGCUUUCCGUUGUCCUAAUUGGCCUUCUGUUGCUGAUGAAUGGGCGAAAAGAAAACGGAACUGGCCACAACCAGAAGUCGUGCAGAUGAUUCUCCAUCAAGGUUAUGCCGUGGUCGCAAAAGGGUCUGGAGACAGCAGCGCUUCCCAUCUGGAAUGGAGGUUGUCAUUUUCUUUUGCUGAAACAGUUCUGGCACAGAAUCUGAAUUCAGUGCAGAGGAAAUGCUAUCUGGUUGUAAAAGGUCUCGUGAAAGAUCUCCAUUGUGAAGGUAUACCUUCCUACUGGGUUAAAUGUGCCUUCUUCUGGUUCUUAGAGGAGGCAGACCCAGACAUCUGGAACAAUUCAAACCUUGGCCACUGUGUGCUCGGAGUAAUUGAAAGGCUUACAAAAUGUCUACAGAGUUACAUGUUGCCCAAUUACUUUGUCAUACAGAGAAAUCAUCUUCAAGAAAUUUCCAAAGAAUCUUGUGCAAUCAUUUCCAAGGAGUUGACACAAAUCAUGCAGAAGCCUGUCUUAGCUCUAGCAAACUCCCCUAAACUUACAAAAUGCAUUGAGUCAAUUUAUAGUCAGGCACCCAAGAAGUAUGGAUACAGCACUCUCAUUGCACUUUUAAAGGAAUUCCACAGCUCCCCAGAUAAGAAUGUUUUGAAUGAUUUUCUUAAAUACCACCUCUACAAUCUUGGCUUAAUGUUGAUGGAAAAUCCCAAAACAGCGCAGAAAGGGAUAGAGUACAUUGAGUGUGUUGUUCAAAUUUUGAAAGGGACUGGAAAGCAAACAAAUGCCUAUGAAUUACUGUGUGAUUCAAUAGUACAAUGCCAAAGACGCCAUGGUGAUGGUGAUGCAGAAGCAGCUGCCUGCCGCUUGAUUUCCAUGAGGAGCCUGGGAUUUUCAGAUCAAGAGGUAAUUGCAACACUGACAAAGGCCACCAACGGUAUUGAUCUUCCUGCCAGUCUAUUCCACAAUGCUGGAUGUUUCUACCAUGUACAAGCAUAUGAAGAUGAUGUUACUGAACCUAAUGGAGAGCUUCUAAACCAUGCCGAGAUGAUGCUGAAAAAAUCAGUGGAGUUGCAGCCAACCAAUGCUUCUCACUACGUAGAGCUUAGCAUGUUUUUAUACAGAAAUGAUCGUUUUGAUGAAGCUAUAGAGGCUGCAAAGCAAGGUAUAACUUGUAGUAAGACCUCUAAAGUGUUGAAAUACCUUGGUUAUGGUCAAAGUGAGGAGAUUACAUUGGAUGGUAACCUCGGUCACCAUAUUCAGCAAAAUGACACUAUUGAAGCUCCAGCCCUGAUAUUUGCAUAUUAUGUCUUGGUAGCUUGUUUGGAGGAGUUGCAUAGAGAGGAUGAAGCACUAAAGUUCAUGGACUCUUACAGAACAGCUUGUGGUGAUCCUUGUAAAGCUAUUGAUGAAGAUGAUUCACUGGUGCUUUAUAAUUACUCUUGUUUAUUGCUCAAGUUACCUGGAGUUUGACUUUGAUUUAAGAGAGUUAUAAAAAUCACUGACAGUGACACUGUGAGUAUGAAAUCCAGAGCAAUUUUAAGCUGAAUGGUAAUCGCAAGUAGUUUUUUAGGAUUACAUUUUUUUGCUAAAGAACUUGCAUUGCUCUCUAAACCAAUCACAUGCAAAACUAAAUUCCUUCCCAACUAGUGAGUAAUCACCUAUUUCAGCCCCCCCCCCCCCCCUCAGAAGUUUGCUUGUUUAAGCUUUGGACUCUCUUUGCCUCAAUGCAAUUUUUUUCUGUUCUGACUGGCCAUUGUAAUUUCUUUUGUUUUGGCUUUUAGCAUCACUCCCUUUAAUUAGAAAGUAUACCAUUGUGUAUGGCAGGCAAGGCGUAACCCUUUAAUCCCUAAGAAUGACUGGCAUCUAACUUCUCAAGACCACCCAAAUCAUAGGAAAUGAUCACCACCUGAAGCUCUCAAUAGUUAAACAAAUUCUCCUUGUCAGCACCCUAGAAAACAUAUGGAGAACAGUAUGGAGAAUAUGAAUACUGAUUUUAAGUGUAAAAAGUUACCCUGCAAUAGAUUAGCAUCCCACCCAAUAGGGGUCAGAGGCAAGUUUGGGGAAAAAUCUUUGUUGAUCUAAGCCAAUAAAAUCUGGAUAAGCUCUGGCAGGAACAGCCCUAUGACUUAUGCACUGAUGCUACUUUUCACAUGAUUUCAAUUUUUCAGCAGGGUUUUUUCCUGAGAGCAGUCAUAACUGUGUAUAAACUCAACAUUUUCAAUUGUUUACAAAUUUGGACUCAUUUCAGCCCCACCUUUUGGCAUACAAAAUCAAACCAGCUGAAUUCCAAGGAAGAUGUUACACAAAUGGACAAAUGGGCAAAUCUAAUGGGCUAAAUUACUGUUUUUGUGGGUUGUUUAAUACAUAUAAAUGGAAAAAGCCUGGAAACUAGAGAAAAAUCCUAAAGAAAGUUUAUCACAGAACAGCCUGAAAAAUGUGUUAUCAUAAAUUUUAUCUAAAAAAAUUAGAUCUUAACACAGGAAAACUGCUUAUUAGAAAUAAAAAUAUGAUAAUACUGGUAUACUUGGAAAAAAUGCUUAAUACAACAGGGAAAACAAACUGUACUUAACCUUUUUACAAGGGGAGAAAUCUUUGAUUUAUUUAUUUUGACUUAUUAUAUCUCACACACCUGUUGCAUUAUUAUUUUCUUUAAAGUAUAAUUAUAACUAUGGUACACUUAAAUUAGCAGAUAGCCUUUUCCCACUUUCAGGAUUAGCAAUUUCAAAAGGUCCAAAGUACCUACUAGGUCCUAUGUACCAAACUAACAUCGAGAAACCCUUUCACCCCCUGGAUCAAUCACGGUGUAAACUCUCCUUACCAUUUGUUAUACAGUUCUUUCAAUGUGAAUUUUGAGAAGGUGGUAGUAAAUCAAUUUUCUCUUUAUCAUGAGGUUGAUCAUUUUCUUUACUCUCAUUACCUUUUGGCUUAUAGAUGUAUUGUUUUUGUGAGGAGAAAUUACUCAUUUUGUCUCUCUUAAGAGAGCAAUUGAGUGUCCAAAUUAAACCACAAUUGCACUGGUUUUGCUUUACUUCACUUAAUGAAUGGUCUAGAAAACUCUACACCCUCUCAAUCAAUUAAAUGCCAUAGCCUAAAACCAAUUAAGACUUGGUGGGUAGCAUUUUCCUGCAUAUCAGACAGUCUGCAUGUUUUCAAUUUCAGAUUCCAUUGCCUCUGUGUUAUUAUCUUUUGGUAUGACAAGCCCCUGUGAUAGCCUUAGUGUUGGUUUUUAUGUCUCUUGAGUGGAAAGCCUUCAAAUGACUUCAGCUUUGGUUUAAAAGACCUCAUGCAUAGUGUGCAAUAGACUUAUCAGACUUUAUUUCACAGCCAUUCAUGAUGCUCUCUAUCUCCAUGCAAGGCCAUGAAGUAGUAAUUUUCAUGUAAACUUGUGAGGUUGCUGUUUUAAAACUUGAUCAUGAAGGGCCAAUAAGCUAAGAGUUUCUUAUGGCCCACUUCUCACUGAAUAACAUACACAUUGACCCUAAAGCUGUCCUUUUUUAGCAGGACACUGGUCACAGACUCAGACCGGGUGAUCCCAACCUCUUGAAGCCACGGGUCUCCUACUUCCUGAACAGUUGCUAUAGACACCCAUACCACUGGCUUGGCAGUAGUGUUUGGUAUCACUUCCCUUGAAUUCAGCUUUGCGACAGUUACAGGCUAAAAUUUGAGAGUCUGGUACCCAGUAACCUGGCCUUGCUUUGUUUUUUAAUUUUUAGAUUUGGAGACAACAAUCUGAUGUACAUUGGGAUUUUCAAGUUACAAUUCCUGAUUUUGAGGAUUUGUUAACAUUACUUUGUUGUCAACUUUUAAGAUUUAUGAGAAUGGUCGUAUCGUAUUUACCACCUAAUUUUCGC
Pocillopora verrucosa is the source of this 4625-nucleotide messenger RNA. RefSeq lists its product as uncharacterized. Gene Ontology annotation, molecular function: protein binding. The record is from RefSeq and is a predicted model, not a curated record. NCBI's taxonomy places the organism in Eukaryota, Metazoa, Cnidaria, Anthozoa, Scleractinia, Pocilloporidae.